Durusdinium trenchii is the source of this 2492-nucleotide messenger RNA. The record is from the annotation of a GenBank genome assembly. NCBI's taxonomy places the organism in Eukaryota, Dinophyceae, Suessiales, Symbiodiniaceae.
AACUGGGCUCAAGCUGGUUGUCACCAGCUGUGUCUCGCUGUUUAGCUGGUCUUCUCUGAGGAAAUUCUCAGUUUCCAUGUGAUGUUUCUGGCCUUUGUGAUCUUAGCAACGGCAGAGGCAGAGCCGCCAUGGUUGGGGCGCUUUCGGAAGGAGUCCACUCUCCCCUCCGCUGGGUCUCUCGCCGUGCCUAGCGAGACAGGGUUGGACCUGGCAGAACUUGUUCAGAAGGAGAGCGACCUUUGGCAGCUCCCAGAGCUCCCAGAGGUGCAGAAGCGAUUGGACUUCGAUGGUGCUCAACUGAACACCUGCAAUCUGGAAGAGGCUGACGCGUUCUGGGAGACGCACCCCUUCCGGAAGACCACGAAGACGCGGCAACAGAUUCAGGCCAUGCGGGCGAUCAAGGAGUUCAAGCGGCUGCUGCCCCACUUGCCCUUGAUCCUGGUGGGCGACUCGCUACUGGGCUGGAGGCGUGGUUGCUUCCUCUCUCCUCGCGCCAAUCGUCCGGUGGAAGUGGCGACCUUUGGAAGUUGGGUGGACGACUACGGCCUGGACAAUUUGGAGGAGGCCUUGCAGGCUGAGGGCCAUCAACUGGACCAGUCUGAAUGCUUGCAGGGUCCGCUGAUGGCUGGCUGUAGGCUCCGUGCAAAGCUGAAGGAUUCCUCGAGUGGCGCCACUGCCACCAUCCGCCUGGGCAUGUUGCUGUCGCCGCCACCGGUGGCCCAACAUCCAGGACUCUUUCCUCGUUGCCUCGCGGCGUGCGGCGACAGCUGUGAGCGCUGUGUUCUGGCGUGGGCGGUGGAGGCCCCUGGAGGCCGGUUCUUUGCUUGCCCCUUGCCUUUGGCUGGUUUCAAGGUCGCGACCUGGAUGAAUGAGAGCUUUUGGAUGCCCAAAGAUGUGGAUCUCUAUUUGGAGUUUGAGUAUGGCCGCAACUGGCCGGAGCCUGGUGACUUCGCCCAGGGCCCACUCGCGUCAUGUGAGCCCGCCCAGUCUGCUGGAUUCAGCUUCUCGAAGUACCCGACCUUCAUCUCCUCGUUGCCGCAGCGCAAAGAGCUGAUCCGUCUGGAGCAGGCCAUCGGCCGGACGCAUGCGGCUCAAGUGAUGGAGACCUACGAGGCUGAGCGACACUUGUGGCAACGGUUCUUUGAUACAAGGAGCAUGGCCUGGCCCUUGCGCCACAGCCGCCCUAUGACGAAAAACAAACGCCACCUUGGCCACCAGCGGCCUAGCACGGAGGGCAGCUGGAGUGUGGUGGUAGUCAUCCUUCUUCUCUUCCUUGUGGCCUUCCUCGUGCGCCACUCCAGCCGCUGGCGAAACCUGUUCCGCAAAGCACUGGCCGUUCCACGGAGCGCACCGUGGCGCAGCGCCAACUUGCGCUGGGCGUUGGAGGUCAAUAGUGUUGAAGUGAUCUUAUUGGAGUCCUACGUCUUCUUGUCCGUGGCUCGCAUCUCCUUUCAGAGUGCGGGGAGUUCGUCGGGAAGUCCGUGGAGCCAUGCGCUGGCUGCAUCAAUGAUUCAAGCAGGAGUGGCCCUAGGGCUCCUGGCUUUACUGCCCGGCAGCGAUCUGCCGUGGGAGUCCCUCCACAAGCCGUGCCCGAAGAGCUUUGGACCGAUAUGGUUUUGGACACUUUUGGCAGGAGCCUUGCAGUCUGCCAGCUUGUGGCUGUCCUUUGUCAGCUUGACUUCUUUGGACUCUCUUUCAUACGCGCUGUUCUGGAGCAAUGAGGCCUUCCUGACCCACUUGCUGCCCACCCGUGCCCGCGGACUGUGUCUCCUCGCCGCUGCAGCCAGCGCCCUGGGCACCGCGGCCACCGCACCUGCCGCGGCCGCCCUGGGAGCUGCUGCACUCGGUGCGCUGGGCGACGCGGCGUCCGAGGCGGCGGCCGGGCCGAGGAACCAGCUCCUCCGGACUUGCCAGCAUUGUCAGGGCUUUGCAGUGCUUCUGGCAGUUGUGAUGCUGUGGAAGGGCGAGGUUUUCCCCGCAAACUACUGGGCCAGCUUCUUGGAGUCCAGGUCUUUGCCAGCCUGCGUGGCAUGCCUUUGCAUCUUGAACCUUGGAAAGCCAUACUUCACCCAAAAGGUGUCUCCAACUCUGUUGGCUUUGGGCACCAGCAUCACAAUCAUUGCCAUCGCCAUUUUGCAGAGGUGCAGUGGAGCCCUGGCAAAGCCUACUUGGCAGGAAGUUGCUCAGGUGAUUCUUAGCCUGGUGGCAGCUGGGCUGCAUGCCCUGGACCUGGCGCAGGCACCUGCCAAGGCCAAGGUGGUCAAAGCGCCCAAAACGAUGACGCCAAGCAGCAAGGCGGCUGUUGCCAGGCCCAAAGCCAAGAGCAUCCUCGAGCCGAGGGUCAUGAAGAGGCCGCCCUUUCCAUUGCCCCCUCGGAAAUGGACCUCUACGACUUCCAGUGAGGUGGGGAGCACCAUGGCCAGCAGUGGCCACAGUGACGCGGCUGACUCGGAGGGCGAUGGCAUUUGAGCUUAUGCGCGUUCCCAGCGGAA